AUGAACUCCCUCUUCACAAGCGCCUUCAGUCCACUCGCUGUCUCCCUGGGGCUGCUCCUGGUGAUGACUUCUGCUUUCCCUACCCCGGGUCCCCUGGGAGAAGAUUUCAAAAAUGACACCACCCCAAGCAGACUACUUCUGACCACUCCAGAAAAAACCGAAGCUCUCAUUAAGCACAUCGUCGACAAAAUCUCUGCAAUAAGAAAGGAGAUAUGUGAAAAGAAUGACGAGUGUGAAAACAGCAAGGAGACACUGGCAGAAAAUAAGCUGAAACUUCCAAAAAUGGAGGAAAAAGAUGGAUGCUUCCAAUCUGGGUUCAAUCAGGCGAUUUGCUUGAUCAAAACCACUGCUGGUCUUCUGGAGUAUCAGAUAUACCUGGACUUCCUCCAGAACGAGUUUGAGGGAAAUCAGGAAACUGUCAUGGAGUUGCAGAGCAGUAUCAGAACACUGAUCCAGAUCCUGAAGGAAAAGAUCGCAGGUCUAAUAACCACUCCAGCCACAAACACUGACAUGCUGGAGAAGAUGCAGUCCUCAAACGAGUGGGUAAAGAACGCAAAGGUUAUCAUCAUCCUGAGAAGCCUUGAGAAUUUCCUGCAGUUCAGCCUGAGAGCUAUUCGGAUGAAGUAG
This is a messenger RNA of Capra hircus (goat), 627 nucleotides long. It is a transcript of the gene IL6, whose product is annotated as interleukin 6. The record is from RefSeq and is marked provisional. Gene Ontology annotation, biological process: immune response; T-helper 17 cell lineage commitment; positive regulation of cell population proliferation. Gene Ontology annotation, molecular function: cytokine activity; interleukin-6 receptor binding; growth factor activity. Gene Ontology annotation, cellular component: extracellular region. NCBI's taxonomy places the organism in Eukaryota, Metazoa, Chordata, Mammalia, Artiodactyla, Bovidae.